Molecule: messenger RNA, 219 nt
Organism: Protopolystoma xenopodis
Lineage: Eukaryota; Metazoa; Platyhelminthes; Monogenea; Polystomatidea; Polystomatidae
Source: the annotation of a GenBank genome assembly
AUGGGACAUUCUGUGCUACCUCCGCGUCUUCACUUCAACUGCCUUCAACGAGAUGCUGUCGUAGAUUCGAUGAAAGAAGACGAUUUCCUUGAGCCGAUACUUUCGCUGGCAACCUCGGUGAUUGACCUUCACGCCAAAUCUCUACCCUCACUUCAGUGCUUCCUUCGCAUCUACGCGCAUCUAUCGCAAUUGCGUCUCAACCCAAUCAUAGCAAUUUGA